This is a messenger RNA of Chelonus insularis, 1978 nucleotides long. Its product is annotated as ATP-dependent DNA helicase Q5-like. Gene Ontology annotation, cellular component: chromosome; cytoplasm; nucleus. Gene Ontology annotation, biological process: double-strand break repair via homologous recombination. Lineage: Eukaryota; Metazoa; Arthropoda; Insecta; Hymenoptera; Braconidae. The coding region runs from base 282 to 1919 and encodes 545 amino acids. The record is from RefSeq and is a predicted model, not a curated record. The transcript is spliced from 8 exons. Gene Ontology annotation, molecular function: ATP binding; 3'-5' DNA helicase activity; four-way junction helicase activity.
CUACACACAAGUGUGCUGGCGAUUACUAAAGCCGUUGUUGUUGUCGGCUUCAUUUGUUCAUUCACCUUAUUUAAUUUUUCGGAAAAAACACUUGCAUACAUACACUCAGCGUCAUAAAUGCUGUCUUAAUUUGAUAAAUGUAGGAAGAUAUGGAGAAAUUGCAUUUAUAACCUUUAAAUAACUGGACAGCAUCUAUGACAUCGAGUGUACGUUAGAAAGAAUUAAAUGAUUUUUAUAGUAAUUGCAGUUAUAUCAGAAAAUAUUUCAACUUCUGAAUAAUCAUGACAGAUACAAAGAAAGAAGAAUUACAAGAAAAAUUAAAACAUUUUUUUAAAUUUGAAUCAUUCAAAUCUGAAGAUCAAUAUAAUGCUACUUUAGCUGUAAUAUCAACAGAAAUACAUGAUGUUUUAAUUAGUUUGCCACCUGCUGCUGGAAAAUCUAUCUGUUAUCAAUUACCAACAAUGUUGUGUGAUGUGAAAAUCACUAUUGUAAUUGUAGCGAACAAAUAUACUGCUGAAGAACAAAGAAGAUUUCUAGCAACAUGUAAUAUUGAUGCAUUUUAUUUUCAUUCGAGAUCUAAUGAAUUUAAUUUAACGAAAUUUUUCGAAAAAUUUAUUCAGUUGUUUAAAUUUGUUUAUGUGACUUCAAAUAUGCUUAUGAACACUUGGUUCCAGACGUUUAUAAAAAUGUUAAAUGCUCAUGAUUUAAUUUCAUUUAUUGUGGUAGAUGAAGCACAUUGUAUAAGUGAAUAUUAUGAGGAAUCUGUAGAGUUGUAUAGAAAAAUAACCAAAGUACGAGAUGAUUAUCCUCAUAUAAAAUUUAUAGCUCUAACUUCAAUUGGUACAGAGAAUAUCAUGACAGACAUAAAAAACUAUUUACAUCUAAAAAACUCUCGAGAAAUAAGUUAUUCAAAUUGGAAGCUUCCAAAUAUUUAUCUUCAAGUAAAAUAUAAAGAUAUUUUAGAUAAUCCAAUUAACGAUGUAAAGAAGCUCAUUGAAAAUUUUAUGAACAGUUCGGAAGAAUUUUCGGGAAUCAUUUCUUGUACCAAAUGUCACGAAGCAAUGAUGAUUGCAAAACAAUUAACUAAACUUGGUAUUCCUGCAGCAGCAUAUUGUUCAAAAUUAGAGGAAAUAAAAAGGAAUCAAAAUGAAAAAAAAUGGAUAGAUGGAAAAAUCAUAAUUUUAGCAAUUACACAUAAAUUUGGGAUGAAAUUUAUUAAACCCUCGCUAAGAUGUAUUAUACACUGGUCCCCUCCGUUGAGACUAGAACAAUACUAUCGACAAAUUGGCAGUUAUUUGAGAAAUAAUGAAAAAAUUCUUUGCAGAAUGUAUUUUGGUAUUGAAGAUUGGAUAAAUAUGCAAGCUACUGUUAUGAGAAAGACCAAUCAAACUUCUGAAGAAUUUAAGACCAUGAUACAGUACUGCUUGUCUACUGAAUGUCGUCAUUUGACUUAUUCAAGAUACUUUGGAAUAAAUAUAAAUCCUUGCGGUGAUGCUUGUGAUUUUUGUGAAAAAGAAUCAAUUGUAAGGACGAGGCAGGAAAAGUUUAAAGAGUUUGCUAAUCAACAUGAUAUACUACCAACGCUUAAACAGACACCUAUCAUAGCAGUUUAUAAUCUAAACAAAACGGGAGGAAUUGUCAAAGAUCUUGAACCCAUACAUAGAUGUAAUAUUUAUGAGCUUUUGCAAAGUGCUUUGAAUGAAAAUUAUGAAAAAGCAUCUUGUAUAAAUAAGCCAGAUAUAGAAAUUCAGUAUCUUGCUCAAUUGGCAAGAGGAUUGGAAUAUUCUAUUUUUUCUACAAGUUAUAAAGAGAUGAAUUACAAGUACAAAAUGAUGCGAUUGAUAGAGAGAAUAAAAAAAUCGACAGAAUCAAAAAAAAUAUCUAAUUAUAUUUUAAAUUAUAAAUUUCAACUUCUGUAAAUUAAAUAAUUUACAUAAUAAAUAUUUUUGUACUCAUUCAUACAUUUGAUUUGAUGCAC